Molecule: messenger RNA, 453 nt
Organism: Merops nubicus (carmine bee-eater)
Lineage: Eukaryota; Metazoa; Chordata; Aves; Coraciiformes; Meropidae
Product: polycomb group RING finger protein 2-like
Exons: 6
Biological process (GO): negative regulation of transcription by RNA polymerase II
Cellular component (GO): PRC1 complex
Molecular function (GO): promoter-specific chromatin binding
Source: RefSeq, a predicted model, not a curated record
AUGGUGGGAAACGCCACCAUGGAGGGGACAGGACCCAGGAUGGCAGCAGGAGGAGACAGGUCGGACAAAACCCUGCAGGACAUCGUGUACAAGCUGGUCCCGGGGCUUUUCAAAGUUCCCAACGGCUCCAAUGAAGAUCGUGGGGAGGUCUCAGAGCAGGACAAGGGGCACCUGACGGACGAUGAGAUCGUCAGCCUCUCCAUAGAGUUCUAUGAAGGGUCAAGAGAGGAGAAGAAGGGGACGGUGGAGAAUGGGGAGCUGGAGAAGGAGAAGGUGAGUGGGGUGAGGUUCCUGCGCUGCCCCGCGGCCAUGACCGUCAUGCACCUGGCCAAGUUCCUGCGCAACAAGAUGGACGUGCCCCCCAGGUACAAGGUGGAAGUCCUGUAUGAAGAUGAGCCCCUGAAGGAGUAUUACACCCUGAUGGACAUCGCCUACAUCUACCCCUGGAGGAGG